UCAGUGCGGUAGCUCAGUAAUGACUCUCCUGGACGGGUAAGUGUGAGUGUGGAGCUCCGUGGCUGUACGUCCCUCACUUUUAACUAGCAAGAGUUCACUUGUGGAGUUCAGCACGUCGCUAAAAGUCAGUGAGCUCCAGCCUCAAGCACAGCUCUGGGGAUGUUGUUUCCUUGGAAGGCGCUCAGGAGAAAACGCGCGAAGCAGCUUUCCGUUUUUUAAGUUUUUCUCCUCCAGGUAACGUCAGUUAGGAUUUUGGUGCCUUUUCUGGACUUUGGUAACACUUUUUUGGCACCAUGGGGGACGUAGUAUCUACCCACUUGGAUGAAGGAAGGCGAGAGGUGAUCUCAGCACAUACCAGGCAGGUGAUGGCCGAGUUUGGGAAGGUGUAUGAGCAGCAGUAUGCAGUGGCUCUCUUUAACAGCGUACGCUUUGAGAUCGAGGGAGGGGGGAGCGCACAGUCCCAGCUUUUACACCGAAAGGAUCCAUUGCAGGACAAGUCGAUUUUCUCAGGAGACCUGUUUCAAUAUCUGGAGGAGAAUAAGAAAUGGCGGAACCGCUUCAUCUAUGUGGCUGACUCUUACAACAUCAGCUACUAUGAAAACAAACUGGCCCAUGACCGAGGCCUACAUCCCAAAGGAGUCAUCAACUGUGCAGGAUACAAGGCCCUGACCUCCAUGGAUGAGUACCUGGAACUGCUCAACAGCUGCCUGCCUGACACAAAGGCAAAAGCAGGGAACUCCCCAUUUCUGAAGUGUGCCUCAAGCUACCUGCUGAUCCUGUGGCACCCCUAUGCUCGCCAUCACUACUUCUACGUGAGGACUGAAAAAGAGCAGAAGAAAUGGCUCGCUGUCUUCCAGGACUGUGUCAGACAUACCAACAAUGGUCUGUCAGAGGAGAACAAGGUGCUGACACCAGCCUUCACUGACUCUGUGCGGCUCUACAGGCAGGCAAAGGGCCACUACGGAACAUGGGACAUGAUGUGUGGAGAUCCACCACGGAUUCUGGCUAACUUAGUGAUGGAGACACUGCAUCAGGAGCUCAGGGCGCUGAUAGGACCUCGGCUAAAGGGCAAGCUUCAGCAGAGACAGCGGGACUGGAUGCUGAUUUCAGAUGCAGUGUAUAGGCAGGUGCUGGCUCAGACACGAGUGCAGUAUGAGGGACUGGUGCAGACCUGUGAGGCAAAGCGCCCCCGUCUGGACGCUUCCCUCCGCACAGACAUGGACCAAAUCAUCACCUCUAAAGAGCACAUUUCUGGAAGGAUCCGUGCAUUGGUGCAUCUACGGGCCGAACAGCUCCUCAGGAGCAAUGUGCAGCCCUACAUCACCUCCAUCCUGGAAGCUCUGAUGGAACCGGCAAGCCGAGGCUUCUCUGAGGUCAGAGAGGUCCUCUUCCGUGAGAUGGUAGAGGUCAGCAAGAACACACUCAAUGAUGGAGGCAAGGAGGCCCUGGGAAAGCACAUGGAGAAGAUCUCCAUGCUGGCCUUCCACCCAGUGAAGAUGCAGAGCUGCUACGAGAAGAUGGAGCAGCUGAGUCUGGAAGGGCUGCAGCAGAGAUUUGAAGUGUCCAGUCCUUCCGUGUUCAUUCAGAGAGCACAGAUUCUCAUGAGAGAGCAAAUGGACAAUGCUGUGUACACAUUUGAGCAGCUGCUGCACCAGAGUCUGGAAGGACAGUCAGGAGAGCAGCUCUAUAAAGUCAUCCAGCGCUGUCAGGAUCGUGUACUGAAGAAAUAUGACUAUGACAGUAGCACAGUGCGUAAGAAGUUCUUUAGAGAAGCACUUCUGCAGGUCAUCAUCCCAUACAUGCUGAAGCAGCUCUACCCUGUUUAUUCUACUGAACUGCCAAAGUUCAAAGAGCUCAUCUUUGAAGAUUUCUCCCGCUUCAUUUUAGUGGAGAACAUGUUUGAGGAGGUUGUGCUGCAGUCUGUCACCAAAGAUAUAAUGAUGGCGGUGAAGGAGGCAGCUGUCCAGAGAAAGCACAACCUGUACAGGGACAGCAUAGUGCUGACAAACAGUGACCCUAACCUGCACUUGCUGGGAGAAAACCCCAUUGACUGGGCCCAGCAGUAUGGAGGAGGAGAAGAGCAGGCUGGCCUAGGAAACAGAAAACGCAGACAGGUCGUCUCUAUGAUCGUGCCAGAGGGCAUGGCUCCAUUACCCUAUGGGUCAUGCCUGGAAGUACCUGGAGUGGAAGAGAUACCUGAGGAAAAUGAGGCACAAAUGAGUGAAGAAGUUCCAGAGAAGCCCCUCCGCACUUUGGAGUAUCUCCACCAGCAGCCCCUCAGCGCUACAAAGUCCACAGCCCCAAAAGAGCCAGGCAGUCCAGACAGUGUUGAUGGUAUCCGUGAGCUCAUCAACCCAGUGCUGGAAAUAGUCCUUCCAUUAUCAGAGGAGGCUGAUGACCCAGUGCUAACCAAUGGAAUGGUGCAUUUGGAAGAGGGGCAGGAGAUAAAGGCCAUCACCACAGUGACGGAGGUGUUGCCGGGGGACACAGCAGUUGAGAGAGCCAUCCAGGAGCUGGAUAUUGCGGUUGAGGAGGAUGAUGGCGAGAGACUGGUGGAAUGCACAGUAGACUCUGAUGUAGAACUAGUCCCACCCUCUGCUUACUCCAGUCCUAGACACCAUGAUGACAGUGGAUUUCAAUCUCCAACCAAUGAGCACAGAGAAGAAGAGGAGACUCAGCCAUUGAAAGAGGAGCUGAGGGCAGGAGAAGAAACUGUGGAUCCAGAGCAGGUGAUGGUGACACUGGGGCAGGAAGAUAAUGAGUCUAAUGAUGAAAUGGGAGAGACAAAAGAGGACAUCGCUGAGGAUGAUUCAGAUGUUGUGUCAGAGAUUUGAAUCAGGAGAAAAGAAGGAAACAUUCUUUUAUUUCAAAUGAAAGUUUAAAGCUGAUAUUUUUUUGUUAUUAUUUUGUUUUUUUUGGCUUAUUUAUCCCUCAGCAAAACUCUUUUUUAUGUCUGAGAUUGCAGCCAGCCAAGUGAGCAUCAGUUUAUCUAAUUUCUUAUUCUUGUAGUCAGUUUUUUGUUUGGAAAUGUUUAGACAUAAAUGCAGUUUUUGUUAAUGUUAUUUGCUUCUACUCAUAUUAAUGACUUCUUUUGCCUGAAAUAUUAUUGUUUAUGACUACAAAACCUAUUUGUUUUCUCAGAAAUUUCAGAUUUUCUCUUCCAUGUGGAUGUAAUUUAGAAAUCUGUCCUAAUUUAAACAGAAGUCUUACAUGGGGAAAUCCACCAUUUUUUUUUUUGUUUGUUUUCAAAAUUUCUGCACAAUUCACUUGGUGAGAUGUAAACAGUCAUUCAGAGUAGUUUCAUGUAAAUUGGUUCAUUGUAAAGAAACACACUAACUUGGAUUUUCUUUAAAAUGGUGGUGAUAGGAACCAGAGCUCACAGUGUCUACACUUCAAAUAUAGCCAUUUUAUAUGCAAUCUACAAUGACCCGUAAGCCUACACAUCUUAUUUUUAUAUGUAAGCUUGAUAAUGAUAAAACAGUCAUAAAUAUGAAAAAUGAGUAGCGUUUUUCUUUGCAAUGCCCUGCAUGUACCUCUCUGCGAUGAAUGGACUUAAACAUUGAGGUUCUUAACCUUCUUAGCGUUUUAUUUGGGGUGAAAGAUAUUUCAUCACCUCCUCGUUGCCAGACUGAUGGAAAUCCCCUUUAACUCCAGAUUGCUUUUGGGGAAAAACAGUGUGAAUAUGGUAGUGGUGCAAGUACUUAUAACACUAUAGAACUUAUCCCUUGGGGGAAGAAAAUUUCCUUUCAGAAUGAAACACGGCUGUAAGGCUGUCUGAGCAUUAUAGAUACAAUUUCUUGUUGCCAUACUUUUGUGCUGUUUUAGCUCAGAGUUUUGCUUUGUAUUUGCUGACAAUGGAAUAUGACCAUGUUCCAACACUGAUUAUCUGACAAUCUAAAUAUGAAAACACAAGGGAAAUGAGGACCUAGCAUAUGUUUGUAGUCUUGAAAUGGUAUAUUAUUUAUUAUUUUAACAUUUAUGCUCUUCUCUACAUUGUAUUAUUUCAGUUCUUAGUGAAAAUGAGUGUUUUGUUUAUGUAUAACUGACAGUGCCCAAUGCUGUCACAAUUGACCUCCAUAUAGCGCUUAAGAGCUUGUUAUCUUGUUGUGUGACACCUCUCUAAUCUGGUAAUGUCUAGCUUUGUCUUAAGGUUGGACAUGACUAAACUGCCGUUUAAAAACCGGUGCUGACGCUCUGUGACUCAGCAUACUCCUCUUUAUCCUUGUGUGUUCAGCCAAGCUUGAGGGUCUUGUUCACCUUUCUUUUGCUGGACCUGCAGUAAGACAGUGCUCAGUCCCUAAGUCCUGUUAUCUAGAUGAAGAGCAGAAAUUGUCCUUUUUAUUUAACUGUGGGUCCAGUGGUUUUCUCAGCCCAGUUGUCAAAACUUUGGAAUUUGAAAACCUUCAACUUCUGUUUACUAGCUGUAACGACGCAAAGUGAAAGCAGAUUUAUCAAAUAGCAAAAUAGCUUUUUUGUGCUCAGCUGUUGCUUCUUUCAAUACAUUAACAGGUCCUUUUAGUGCCAUGCAGGAGUGAAUCUUUCUUUUUCCUCCGCUAGUUAUUUAUUUCAUAUAUAUUUACAUACUGUUUAAGACUUCUGUUUUGUAAGGCAGCGAUGAAUGAAUAAAUAACUGAUUUUAAAAGCUG
This is a messenger RNA of Pygocentrus nattereri (red-bellied piranha), 4646 nucleotides long. RefSeq names its product niban apoptosis regulator 2a (gene niban2a). The transcript is spliced from 14 exons. Bases 294 to 2834 code for a protein of 846 amino acids. The record is from RefSeq and is a predicted model, not a curated record. NCBI's taxonomy places the organism in Eukaryota, Metazoa, Chordata, Actinopteri, Characiformes, Serrasalmidae.